AUGUUUGCAGCAGGGCGACAAGCAGGUUCGACCGAUGAAUCUCAAGACGCUGCGGCAGCGGACGGAGGUGCUGGACAGAGUGCAGGUGAUUGGCUGAGCAUUGGCAAGAGUUUCGCGACCGGCAAGCGCGAAGAAACGACGAAUUUGAGUCAGGUGGCAGAGCUGUUGGAGUCGGCAAUGCAGGUCCAGUUAUCGACACGUGUUAAAAAAAGCAGCAAGAAAGAAAAGACAAAGCACAAAGAGAAGAGGCGACGCAGCGACGAAGAGACAACGACUGAGCCAUCGCAACACUUUUUAAAGCUGCACAAAAAGAAGAGAAAGAGAGAAAAGAAGGAGAAAAAGAGCAAGAAGAGACAGGAGUCGUCAAGUUCAGGUGAACGCAGUGAUAAUAGUGUACCUCCUUGCACAAAGUACCGCUCUGAGCGGCGCCGACAACGCGGUCGCAGUCGAUCGCGCUCUCAACCUCAAUCUCGGACCUGCCUUCGCCGCUACAAUGAUGCCGGCGAUAUGUCCGGACACCACGGACAAGUAACUUUGGGUCAAGAUAAAAAACUGUUUGAAUUUGACCGCAUGGGGGAUUGCGACAACAAGCACUUUGGAUCGACGUACGUCCGUGAUCAGCCGCUCUACCAAUUGGCCACACGACGAAACCUGCUUACAGGCGCAUGGGAAACCCAAGAAUCAACUUAUAUCCAUCUUACGAAAAGCGAAACAGACUCUGGUCGAUACUUCUCGCUGCAGGCACGGAAGUUGGAGAGAAACGCCCGACAAAGACGUCUGUAUCUUGCUUACGCGGAGAAGCGACAAGCGCAGGCGGUGCGUAAAGGGGUCGACUUGGAUUCGACAGGUGCUAAGAAUGAGAGCCGACCAGGUGAAAUGACUUUUAUUCCGUUGGAUCCGGUGCUGGACAUUGAUGCGCUAGUUAGCACUAGUACUGGUUACGAUGAGGUUGUUGACGAUACACCUUUGCUUACCACCGGACAAAGCGUUGAGCAGCAUCUGGUGAGACGCAGCAAAACGCUUAAUGCUGCUAUAGCCGCAAACCCACAGAGCAGUAGUUGCUGGCUCGAUUUGAUGGCUUUUCAAGAGCAGACGAUUGAUCUCCACACGAAGCCGAAUAUGCAUCUUGCUACAAAGACGAGCAUUUUAGAGAAACAAGCGGUGAUACUAGCACGAGCGCUUGCUGUUAAUCCUCAGUCACGGGAGCUGCACCGUGUAAAGCUGAACAUGUUAUUGCAAACUACAGCAAAGGGAGAAAACAGUGAUGUCGACUUAAUACAGCUGCAGAUAGAGGGUCUCCUAUCUGAAGACCCAGCGAACAGUGAACUGUGGCUGAAGCUCCUUCAAUGUCGACACCAACGAUUUAGUGACUUCUCUGUGCGGUCCGUGCGCGAUUUGUACGCACGCAUACUAACAGUAUUGCGAGCACAAGGUACGAGAUAUGACAAUGCGGCAGCUGCAUCGGCACUUCCUGCUCCGAAUUCGAGUGGAAAGAGUGGAUUCAUGGUGUCAGCCACACGUGUGGAAGAUUUAUCGAUCGUGUUACUCGAUUUUCACUUCCUGAUGUGCAUAUUUGAGAAAAAAGCAGGUUACGUCGAACGCGCAAUUUCUCAGCUCCAAGCUCUGCUUGAUUUUGGUAUGAUGGUUGACAACAGUAAUGGCAAAGAAACCCAUGCUGAUAAGCUGCGGAAGUUUGCCAUCCAUUGGAAUGAUGGUCACGUUUUAAGAAUUGGAAGCGAGCGCUUGGAAACAACUAAUUCGAAUAUUAAAAUGCUGGAAGAAGAUGAGCUAGAGACUUCUAUCAGCGCGUUAAGAGACUACGUCUAUGAAAAGUGCGUCACUACUGUCGAUCAAGUAAACCCUUCAAACACUUUGCGCUCGAAUGAACACAAGCAGAACUUGCUCUCGUCCGCAGCAGUGUACCGAAGGGGCUCUCAAACAAAGUCAUCAUUGGACCCUGGGACAAUCGAACAAGAAGCGAACGAAAUUGUGCCGGCCUCAGUGGAAUUGGCAGCAAGUGAUAAAGCAAGCACAGAGUCGAAAAUAAGCAGCACGCCGGUUUACAGCAAUUUACACGGGUACCGCAUAAUUGUCGAUGAGGCUGACGAUUCGAAAGAAUACGAGCGCAUUCUAAACGAAUUACGGGGUACGGAAAAUUCACGUGCUCGGCAAAAUCGAUUUUUGGAGCAACAGAAGAUGCGGCAUGUGGUGCUCGCUGCAGCACAAGCGCGGGUCGAAGAUCAACGUGCAAGUUACGAUCAGGUUUAUGAGGAUGACCUUUUCGUGCGAUGGCUUGUGCGUGAAGAAGCACAAAUGCAAAUGCAAUGGGACCCACUGCUGUGUAAUAAUUUAUUGCACCAGGAACGUAUUGAGCAGCAGCCUGAUCGGGCUACUUUAACGGAGGAAGUCCAGCCAUUUCUGUUUUAUGUUCCACCUGCGCAUCGAUGGCGGAUUAUCGCUGAGUUGUUGCAAAUCUGCGGCGUUUUUGGGAGAAGCAAGCAAUUGUGGAGUACUCACUUUUCAGCGUGCGACUCAAUAUAUGCGGAUAACUAUUCAGAUUACGAGCUUCUUGCAGGUCCGAUUUUAUCUGUGUUAAACCUUCAGGCAAUUGAUUCUAGCAAACCUGCACUGUUUCUUAAUCCAGCUGAUCGGACGAAGCUCCUCGAGGAUGCGCUUCUUGGCAGCAUUGAUGUGAAGCAAGAUGCGUUGCGUGAUCCUAGCAAGGUAGCAUUUGUACGCCGAGUCUUUGCGCAAGCGUUGGAUAUCUUUCACGACGUUGAUGGUACUUUCGAAAGCAAAUUGAAAUGCUGGUGGAUUGGCUUCGAAGCUAAGGUUGCUUGCAUGGUCCAAGGAGAUAGUAUUGUGACUGCUCGGCGCUUGAGUCAGAAUCUGGCUCAGAAGUCUGCGAAUAGCGACCCCGAUUUCGAUGUUCUUCAUGCUUAUGCCAAGCUAGAGCUUACUAUGGGAAAUGUAAGUCAAGUACGACGUAUCUGUGAGAGUACUUUGCGCUCACUACAGAAUCGAUUUUCAAGCGAUACCUCGUUGUCCAGGGUAAUUCAUCGCUUUGUGUUUCUGCACGCGCGGCUGGAAAUGUGGUCAUCGGCCAUCAAGAGUUGUGCUAGCGCGGACUACCAAACGCUUCGGUGUUUGUAUACUCUGUGGUUCGUAUGGCAACCAGUACAUGAAAACAGCAACGAAAUUGCAACGCUGUCUUCGAAAAGGCACAAGAAAAGAACCCAGGAGUACUUACAGAGGCUCUUAUUGUCAAAUCCAUCGAUUAAAACCAAUUUGGUUGCCAAAUACCGGGUGGAGCUUCAGUCCGCCCUUCGGCAUUGCGCCGCAUCAAAUUUAGCAGGUUCAGAGAUCGGCAACGAGAAGCCUGCAUCGCACGACCAAUUGCCAUGCUGGGCCGGGUACUGUCUGCAUAACUUGGCCCUUGUCGUUUACAUUUCUCACGGAUUCGAAGCAGCUUGCCGAGAGUAUCGAGUGGUGUUGGCUAAUACUGAACACCAGACGUGUUCCCAGGUUGCAUGGAUAUGGACCUGCUACUUGGAGUUCAUGCAGCAGCACCAAGUAUCAGGCUCGUUUCCCGCGCUCGCACCUCGCGAAUGGCGCCAGUCAGUUUAUGAUGCAGUGGAUAAGUUUCCGCUCAACGAAUUAUUUCUUCGGCUAUUUGUUGAUUCUGAGGCGGGAAACACUAUUUCACAGGUGCAUCGCACGUAUUUAGCGCAGAUUGAAAAGCGCUGGAGACGCCAUUUUGAUUCACCAAAAUUGGUUGAGUGGCUGUUUGCGCUGCUUUGUGAGUUUUGCCGCAUUGAGCGGGCCGUGACGCUCAAGAAGUCUGCCGUGAACAAUGACAACUCUGCUCGUCUGGGUUGCUGUCUCUUUCAUCACUGGGAUAUGAAUCUGGCUGCUGCGAAUCGUAUCCGCCAAAUAUUUGAAAGUAUGGUUCGCCAGAUUCAGACAAAAGGCAAUGCGCUCUGCUGGAGGUUGUACAUGCGCUUUGAGGUAGCACUGGGAAAGGUUGAUGUGGCGAAGAAAAUAUUGUACCGUGGAAUUGCCGCUUGUGCAUGGAGCAAGGCGCUUUAUAUGGAUGGGUUACGCGUGAUGCGUGCGUAUUUGACUGAAGCCGAAUGCAAGGAACUUCUCGAUUUUAUGGAGUCAAAGGAGCUGUAUUUACGCGUCGACAUCGAAGAAGAAUUCGACAACUAG
Peronospora matthiolae is the source of this 4212-nucleotide messenger RNA. The record is from the annotation of a GenBank genome assembly. NCBI's taxonomy places the organism in Eukaryota, Oomycota, Peronosporomycetes, Peronosporales, Peronosporaceae.